UGCAUUCCUUGAAUCUUCGCAGAAAAGAAUUCUUUAAUCAGAGUUAGUAAUGUGGACAGUACAAAAUCGAGAGAGUUUGGGGCUUCUCUCUUUCCCUGUGAUGAUUGCCAUGGUCUGUUGUGCACACAGCGCCAAUGAGCCCAGCAACAUGUCAUACGUGAAAGAGACAGUGGAUAGAUUGCUCAAAGGAUAUGACAUUCGCUUGCGGCCGGACUUUGGAGGUAAUGCUUCAUCUUUUUUUUCAACCUGGCCCCCCGUGGACGUCGGGAUGAGGAUCGAUGUCGCCAGCAUAGACAUGGUCUCCGAAGUGAACAUGGAUUAUACACUCACCAUGUAUUUCCAGCAGUCUUGGAAAGACAAAAGGCUUUCUUAUUCUGGAAUCCCACUAAACCUCACGCUAGACAACAGGGUAGCUGACCAACUCUGGGUACCAGACACCUACUUUCUGAAUGACAAGAAAUCAUUUGUGCAUGGGGUUACAGUGAAAAAUAGAAUGAUCCGACUGCAUCCUGAUGGAACAGUUCUCUACGGACUCCGGAUCACAACCACAGCUGCGUGUAUGAUGGAUCUACGAAGAUACCCUCUGGAUGAACAAAACUGCACCCUGGAGAUUGAAAGUUAUGGCUACACCACUGAUGACAUCGAGUUUUACUGGAAUGGAGGAGAAGGAGCAGUAACAGGAGUGAAUAAAAUUGAGCUUCCUCAGUUUUCCAUUGUUGACUAUAAGAUGGUGUCCAAGAAGGUGGAGUUCACAACAGGGGCAUAUCCACGACUGUCACUAAGUUUUCGUCUAAAGAGGAACAUUGGUUACUUCAUUUUGCAAACCUACAUGCCUUCCACACUGAUUACAAUUCUGUCCUGGGUGUCGUUUUGGAUCAACUAUGAUGCCUCUGCAGCCAGAGUCGCACUAGGAAUCACCACGGUGCUGACAAUGACAACCAUCAGCACUCACCUCAGGGAGACCCUGCCAAAGAUCCCUUAUGUCAAAGCGAUUGAUAUUUACCUGAUGGGUUGCUUUGUGUUUGUGUUCCUGGCUUUGCUGGAAUAUGCCUUUGUAAAUUACAUCUUCUUUGGAAAAGGCCCUCAGAAAAAAGGAGCUGGCAAACAAGACCAGAGCGCUAAUGAGAAGAACAAACUGGAGAUGAAUAAAGUGGACGCCCACGGCAACAUUCUCCUCAGCACCCUGGAGAUCAGGAACGAGACGAGCGGCUCGGAAGUGCUCACGGGCGGGAGCGACCCCAAGGCUACCAUGUACUCGUACGACAGCGCCAGCAUCCAGUACCGCAAGCCGCUGAGCAGCCGCGAGGCGUACGGGCGCGCGCUGGACCGGCACGGCGCCCACAGCAAGGGGCGCCUCCGCAGGCGCGCCUCGCAGCUCAAAGUCAAAAUCCCCGACUUGACUGAUGUGAAUUCCAUAGACAAGUGGUCCCGAAUGUUCUUCCCCAUCACCUUUUCUCUUUUUAACGUCGUUUAUUGGCUUUACUAUGUACACUAA
This is a messenger RNA of Balaenoptera acutorostrata (minke whale), 1495 nucleotides long. RefSeq names its product gamma-aminobutyric acid type A receptor subunit beta1 (gene GABRB1). Gene Ontology annotation, molecular function: GABA-A receptor activity; extracellular ligand-gated monoatomic ion channel activity; neurotransmitter receptor activity. The record is from RefSeq and is a predicted model, not a curated record. NCBI's taxonomy places the organism in Eukaryota, Metazoa, Chordata, Mammalia, Artiodactyla, Balaenopteridae. The transcript is spliced from 9 exons. Gene Ontology annotation, cellular component: synapse; neuron projection; GABA-A receptor complex. Bases 50 to 1495 code for a protein of 481 amino acids. Gene Ontology annotation, biological process: chemical synaptic transmission; monoatomic ion transmembrane transport; regulation of membrane potential.